AUGAUGACGGAGGUAGAUGACACACCAUUGCUCCAGGCAGAGAAGGCAUCUCGAUACAGGUCGGCUGUGGGCAUUUUGCUCUACCUUUCGACAGACCUUGUCGAGUGCUCAUACACCAUCAGGGGCUUGGCGCAGUCUAUGAGUGCACCAACCGAAAGAAGUUGGACAAUGAUGAAACAUUUGUGUUUGUACCUACUUUCAGUACGUGACUUUUCCUUGCGUCUGCAGAUGAAAGUGAAUGGCCUCUGGUACUCACCACCCGACGACAAUGGAGUGGUGAUUGAACUGUUUUCAGAUUCAGACUGGGCAGCUCACAAAGGGCACAGGCGAUCAGUCAGUGCUGGAAUAGUUUGUUUCCAAGGUUGCCUUUUGCUUUCCACGAGCCGUACCCAGCGUGUGAUUGCCCUGAGCUCUGCUGAGGCAGAGAUUCAUGCUGCAGUGUCUACAACAUGCGAUGGUUUGCUUUUGCGUGUUUGCUUGGAGUUUUGCAUUGGAUGCAAAGUCAGGUUGAAGCUAAUUUUGGACAACAGUGAAUUGGCUGGUACAGAUGUGGUGACAAGGGAACGUGCAGCAGAUGAUGUCAGAGGUGUGUUGCGCAUGCUGCGUGAAAGCAUUGGUGAAAGAAGCAGUCACAAAACCAUGGUUGCAACGAAGCGCUCUCUGCAGACCUUGUUGCUGCUGAGUCUAGUGCAUUCUACAGACGCCUUGAGCCUGACGAGCCCAAUUUCCUUUUCAGUGCUUGAGCAUUUGCGACUUCACGGACUUUCAUGUGGGAUGGUUUCAAUUGUGAUUCUCUUUUUCAUGUUUGCCUCUCUGCUGAUUGCCAUGCCACCACGUCACAGCAUGUUAGAAGAGCCAGAGCCAGAAGACAUGGCUGGCAGUGCUGCAGCCUCUUCGAGCAGCCCUGCACCCAAAUACAACAAAGCGGCAGUGUACUGUUUUCUUUGCAUUUGCUUGAAACGCAGCUUAGAGCUGAUUGACGAGGCAGAAGCUGAGGAUGACAGAACAAAGACCAGUGCACUACAUGCAAUCUACGAAGUCUUCAUGGAUUUGUUUUGUGCGUUUGAGCGUGAUGGAAUCUCUCCUACAAGUUUGCAGUCGAUGAAGGACAUGCAUGGUGCUUUGAAUGUGCAUGACCCAGACUUCAAUGCCAGUGAUUUCAUGACGAUAGAGUUUGACGUUGGCUUCACCACACCGACUCUUGAACCAGAGAUUGAGAGCUUGCUUCCUCCUGAUCCACCUGAUGAUUUCUUUGCUGAAGAAAUGGCUCCUCCAUUUGAGCCUCGAAGCCCCGAGCAUAUGGCAAUGUGGAUGAUCCAACGAUUGACUGAGAAAUUGCGUUUUGAGAUGGAGUCUGGAAAUCCUGAAGGUGUGCUGAAGCAUGUAGAACGAAGAGAGAUCAUGGUGAACUUGUGCCGAUUCUGCAAUGAAAGACCAGAACAAAGAUUGGAAGUAUGGAAAAUGAUGCAAAGCCUCACAGACAUUUCCAGCGAUGAAGAGCCAGAUGACUAA
Messenger RNA from Cladocopium goreaui, 1512 nucleotides. The record is from the annotation of a GenBank genome assembly. Lineage: Eukaryota; Dinophyceae; Suessiales; Symbiodiniaceae.